UCAAACUCAAAUCAAAUCCUUAAACCCACCUAAAACCUUCAAGAAGAGAUACUUCCCGCAAGUGGCAAACCAAAAGGUCCAAAACUUAAAAUGGUUUCUCAUACUCUUUUGGUUCUGUCGAUAUCUCUUUUUGUUGGUUUGAACAUAUUGCUUGUUGUACACGCUAAAGAUUUCAACCAAGACAUCGACAUAACCUGGGGUGAUGGUAGAGGAAAUAUUGUAAACAAUGGUACUCUUCUAAACCUCUCUCUCGAUCGAUCUUCGGGAUCGGGGUUUCAAUCGAAAGCCGAGUAUUUGUACGGAAAAGUUGAUAUGCAGAUCAAACUUGUCCCGGGAAAUUCUGCCGGUACCGUGACCACCUUCUACUUGAAGUCUCAAGGAUUAACAUGGGAUGAAAUAGAUUUCGAGUUUUUGGGGAAUGUUAGUGGAGAUCCAUACAUUGUUCACACUAAUGUUUACACUCAAGGCCAAGGUGAUAGAGAGCAACAGUUCUACCUUUGGUUCGAUCCUACAGCUGAGUUCCACAACUAUUCUAUUCUGUGGAAUCCGAGUCACAUAGUGUUCUAUGUUGAUGGGAAGCCAAUUAGAGAAUUCAAGAAUUUGGAAGCAAUGGGUGUGGCUUAUCCAAAGAGCCAACCCAUGAGAAUGUACGGUAGUCUAUGGAACGCAGACGACUGGGCCACAAGGGGAGGCCUUGUCAAGACAAACUGGUCACAGGGACCAUUCGUAGCCUCUUUCAUGAACUACAACUCCGAGAAUGUGUGUGGCUGGUCCACUGAUAAUGGAACCACGACCACUACCCCUUGUAGCCCUGGUGGCUCGAAGUCUUCUUCUUCGAGCAGUACUAGUGAGUGGUUUUCGCAGAGAGGGAUGGAUUCUUCAAGCCAAAAAGCUCUUAGAUGGGUCCAGAAGAAGUUCAUGGUUUACAAUUAUUGUAAGGACAAGAAACGGUUUUCUAAGGGUUUGCCAGUCGAAUGCACUGCCAAAAACAAAAACAAGAACACUAAGUCUUGAGCAUUUAAAGAAUUUUAGGGUCUUGAUUUAUGUUAAGAUCAUUGGUCGUGAUUUGUUCAUUGUUUGGGUUACGAGAAAGUUUCUGUGAUAUUUUUUUUUUAAUGGCAAAUGGUAAAAGAGCUAAAACUUUGGGACUGA
This is a messenger RNA of Camelina sativa (false flax), 1152 nucleotides long. Its product is annotated as putative xyloglucan endotransglucosylase/hydrolase protein 21. NCBI's taxonomy places the organism in Eukaryota, Viridiplantae, Streptophyta, Magnoliopsida, Brassicales, Brassicaceae. The record is from RefSeq and is a predicted model, not a curated record. Gene Ontology annotation, biological process: cell wall biogenesis; xyloglucan metabolic process. Gene Ontology annotation, cellular component: apoplast; cell wall. Gene Ontology annotation, molecular function: xyloglucan:xyloglucosyl transferase activity; hydrolase activity, hydrolyzing O-glycosyl compounds.